AGCAGGCUUUCAACGUGACAAACUCAUUCCAAUCUUAGUCUCGUGUGUAUGAUGAUUAUCCAACGUGCAGCAUUUCUUGUCUCAGUGCUCAGUUGUGUUUCAGUGAUUUCUAUCGAGUUUAAAGGAAAUUCUACGGGAAAUCUUCGUGGAAAUUCAACGGAGAAUGUGGGUGAAAACUGGGAGAAAAAUGUGGGGGAAAGUGUGAGUGAUAAAGGUGGUAAAUCUGUGGGGAAUCAAAAUGAUAGAGGCGGGAGAUUUGUGGAGAAUCAAAAGUUUGAUCAUGUGGGUAAAAAUGAACAAAAUGUGAUUGAAAACAGUACAGUACGUGUGAUGGAAGAUUAUUUGAAUCAAUUGGGUGAUAAGGUAGGUGAUAGUGCUGUGAAAAAUGUGGCAGAAGAUCAAUUGGAACAUGUGGGGAACAAUAUAACUACAAAUCUAGUGGAGCAUAUGGAGCUAUAUAAUGUGAAAUUAAAUUUUGGGAAUAGAGUAGAAAAUUAUAAGGAACAUGAGGGGAAAAAUGUGGGUAACAAUAUAACUACAAAUCAAGUGGAAGAUAUGGAGUUAUAUAAUGAGGAACAAAAUGUGGGGAAUAAAGUAGAAAAUUAUACGAAAUAUGUGGGGGGAAAUGUUGGUAACAAUAUAACUACAAAUCCAGUUGAACAUGAGGAGCUAUUUAAUAUGGAACAAAAUGUAGAAAAUAAAGUGGAAAAUUAUAUGGAACAUGAAUUGGAACAAGUGGAGAAAAAUGUCGGUAACAUUAAAACUACAAAUUCAGUGGAACAUGGGGAGCUAUAUAAUAUGGAACAAAAUGUAGGGAAUAAAGUAGAAAAUUAUAUGGAACAUGAAUUGGAACAUGUGGAGAAAAAUGUGGGUGAAAAUAUAACUACAAAUCCAGUGAAACAUGAGGAGCUAUAUAAUUUGAAAGGAAAUGUGGGGAAUAUAGUAGAAAAUUAUAUGGAACAUGAAUUGGAACAUGUGGGGAGAAAAGUGGGUAACAUUAUGACUAUAAACCCAGUGAAACAUGUGGAGCUAGAUAAUGUGGGGAAUAAAGUAGAAAAUUAUAUGGAACAUAAAUUGGAACAUGUGGGGAGAAAUGUGGGUAACAAUAUAACUAUAAACCCAGUGAAGCAUAUGGAGAUAGAUAAUAUGAAACAGAAUGUGCGGAAUAAAGUAGAAAAUUAUAUGGAACAUAAAUUGGAACAUGUGGGGAGAAAUGUGGGUAACAAUAUAACUACAAAUUCAGUGAAACAUGUGGAGCUAGAUAAUGUGAAACGAAAUGUAGGGAAUAAAGAAGAAAAUUAUAUGGAAGACGUGGGGAAAAAUGUGGGUAACAAUAUAACUACAAAUCCAGAGAAACAUGUGGAACUAGAUAAUGUGGGGAAUAAAGAAGAAAACUCUAUGGAACAUGUGAGGUUAGAUAAGUUAGAUCACGUAGGGAAUAAUAAUAAAAAUAUGGAACAUGUGGGGAAAGAUGAUAGAGAAAAUACAGAGAAUAAACCUACAUCCUCUACGAAACAAGUGAGGUUAAAACAGUUAGAUCUCGCGGAGAAAAAUUACACAAAUUCUGUAGAACUUGUGAGGGUUAAACGUGGGCCUACUCAUCACGUGGAAACAAAAGUUUUAAACCCUGUGAAAGUGGAGAAGAUAUCUGAAGAGAAAAACGGGGGAAACUCUACUGAACAGGAAAAGGUAAUAAAUAAAGUUAUUGAUAACCAUGGAAAUUCAAGUACAAAUCAACUACAAAAUACAACUUCAAUCGAGAAAGAUUUGAGAACCAACUCCACAGAUCAUUUGGUUGCAUGGAAUGUUUCAAACCUUGAGGACAUUUUCAAAGGUGGAUCGAUGAAAUCAGUUCCAACAGAUGAUAAAUAUAAUGAUAUCAGCUUCAUACCAUCUUACCUCUCGUAUAACAGACGUGAAAUCGACUCACUCCUUUUCAAAAAUUGUGGCAAAAGAAAUAAAAAUGGAGUUUUGUUUGGGUGCUUCACGAAAUGUUGUGAAGUGAAUCAAGUGUUGGCGCCAAAUAUUACUUGUAUCCGAGUGUCUCUAAACGAGAGUAAUGCUAAUUAUUCUCAAUUCAACCCCUCUAUAGACUCGUUGUAUUCUGAAAACUUGGUUGAUAAAACUGUUGAGCUUGCCGAUAACCUCGUUGUACCCCAAGGCAUCCCUUGUCGUAAAGGAGAGAGGUUUACUGUCAAAUCGUUUGACAACACCAUGGGUUUCUUCAUUGACAACUACAACGGCAGCCUAAAAGUGACAGAGAAAAAACGUGGAAAACAUGUUUUUCUCAACCACAAACCGAUUCUCGACUACUGUAUUGAUAAUGUUGUUGGAGACAACGACAAAUAUUAUCGUAUGGCUGUAGUUUGUUGGAAAACGACAAAAAUGUACCGCAAAGAAAAUAAUCUGACAAAUUACGGGUUCGUAUCGUACUUGGAUCCGUCUGACCCAGAGGACUAUGUUUUGAAUAGGCUCUUCUUUAUUAUAAAUGGGAUUUUUUUCUCAGUAGUUUUAAUGGUGUACCUGCUGCUUCCUCAGCUGAGGACUCUGAAUGGAUGGUGUAUCAUCUGUUUUUCUCUGUGUUCUGCUGUGGCCAGUUUUGCACAUUCAGCAGUUUUACGUGGAGGAUGGGGUAAAACUGCUUGUCACCUUUUCCCAUAUACUGUGGCUUUCUCCUUCCUUGCUAGUUUCUACUGGUUGAACGUAAUGUGCUUCGACAUUUGGUGGGUAUUUUGUGGCUUCAGAAAAUCUCAAAUGCAACCGAGCAAACGUGGAAUGGACUCGAAAAAAUUUCUGUACUACUCUAUCUACUCAUGGGGCAGUGCCACUGCCAUCAUAAUCCUGGUUAUCGCCACCGAAUCUCUGCCAUUCAUCUCCGAGCAAUGGCUUCUUCCCAAACCAGACUUCGGCAAAACCAAAUGUUGGUUUGAAAGUAAACCAGCGAUGUGGACAUACUUCUACGGACCAAUGGCUUCAAUACUGGUUGCCAAUCUGUUCUUUUUCAUGACUACAAUUAACAAAAUAUUGAAAAUAUCUAAAGAAACUAGAGUUUUGACUCACGAUGGGAAUAAACGUCAUGAUGAGAAGGAAAAACAGAGGUACAUGCUCUACUUCAAACUAUUCCUGGUUAUGGGCAUAACAUGGGUGUCAGAAGUUGUAUCGUUUCACUUCGGCAGCCGACAGUCGAGUUUUGUGUGGAUUGUCACCGACGUCUGCAACACUCUACAAGGAAUUCCCAUCUUCUUCAUAUUCGUCUGGAAGAAGAAGACUUUGCGACUUUUGAACGAUCGAUUUUGUCCGUCAAUCAGAUUGAUGGACGCCUCACAGAGCUCAACAAAAACGCGCGAAACAACAAAUGUGACAAACAACAAUAUUCACUCAACAGCCAACAAGCAAAACGUUACUAAGAUGGAUAGUUCUUUUGAAAUGAAGAAUUUGUCACCUAACGGAAAAGUUAAUGGUGAGAGGUAAAUUGGUUGGAAAGCUACGAUAAUAUAGUGAGGUCCACGUUAUAAUGGCAGUGGAGAAAGAUAGGAGAAAAACGUUGCCGAACCUCUGUCUUGUCAAUGCCUUCUAUAGACGGUAGGUGAUACAGGUUUAUUGAUGCAAUAUUAACGGUUCAUUUUUGUUUAAAAUAACCAAUUAUAUUUUAUUAAGCAAGAAAUUAUAUUUUUCAUGAUGAAUUUUCAUAAUUAAGCUGAAUUAUUUUGUUAAUUCUACAUUGUUAAAAGACGAUCUGGCAACAGAGCAAAGCGAGAAAGAGAUAGCGCUAUCCGCUUUGUUGGAUGAUAGACAAGGAUAGCAAUACCAUUGCUAAUCAAACACUGUCAUUAUAACGUGGACCUCACAGGUAUCUACUAUCUACAAGGCGUUGGAAAAAGAGAAUCGGCAACCCUGUUGUCCUAUAAUUUCCACUGACUUUAUAACUUGAAUCUCACUAUAGUGAGUAGACAUUCAACUAUAGAUAAUAGAUAUUCUACUGAUAUCCUAUUUUAUCAGUGUCGUGUUCCAAAAAAUUGAGAUGUCUUGUGAAAAGAAAUAUUAUGUAUCUUCCGGUUUACAAGACUUCAACAUAGUUAUUGAAAAAUGGAGACCCCAGAUUUUAGUUCGGGGAAGAUUUAAAAAAAAAAUCUAGUCAUGGCUCUGUAACUCUCAAUUUUUAUACAAUUGUAACUAAGAGCACAACAUAACUAGUAUAUAUAGUACCAAAGAAACCAAAUAAUGUUAGAUUUAAUGUGAAUUUCAGUAUACUGUAUCCGUAUCCUUAUCUCUAUUUUAAGCAUUACGGUAUCCUAUUAUCAUUAAUUAUUAUUACUGUAUCUAGUUGUUAAUCAGUGGCGCCAUUUCACCAAACUGCUAUGGGGGGGGACCAAGAGGUUUGAAGGGGGGGAGGAAUACGCCCAAAGGAUAGAGGGUCCUGGGUUUUCCCAUAAAUGUUACAUUCGAAGAUAUUAUUAUAUGCUUCAUUUUCUCCAGUUUUAUACAAAUGUGGUUGAAGUAUCAAUACAAGCAUAUAGGCCUACAUUAUUAGUAUGAAUCAUGAAGUAUUUAUUAGAAAUAUAGGCCUACAGAGAGGCCCUAAAGUAGGAAUACACUGAAACAGAUUUCUUAAAAAUCAUGGAAAAAGAUAAAUUUUUCUUUUACAAUGACAAUUUCAACAAUUUCAUUGGGGAUCUAAUUCUAAUUGGAAAAUAACUUUUAGUUAGAAAGCUAAAGAAACAUUAAGCUGUUCCCAUAAUUCUCACCAACUCUGUACAUACAUUAUUGAUUGUCUGACAUAUUUAUUUUAUUAUUGAUUGUCAUACAUUAUUAUUGUGUCCUUUCUUUAAUUUUGCUUUCACUGUGACAUCUUGCAACUUGUUAAUUCUCACGUUGAAAUUUAUGCAAUAACUCACUUAUUGUGCCCUCAUCAAUAAUUGUACCCAUUCUAUAUUUAAGCUUCAACUAUACCACAGAGAAAAAUAUAUUCUUUAUUACUCCAUACCCAUACUUUCAAGGCAAUUUUGCUACAUUGUUGAUACUGUAGAAGGAAUUAUACUACUGCUGUUUAAAAAAAGUAUUAAAUCAGUAUGAGUUCUAAGGAUUCGUGUAUAUAGACCCGCAUUUUUAUUAUUCAUCUGAUCCUUGGGGGGGGGCCUAGGCCGCCCCCCUGCCACCCUAAAUGGUGCCCCUGUUGUUAAUUAUAAUAAAUUUGUGUAUUAAGCUUAAAUUUUAAAUAACACAUUGGUAAGUAUUUCGAAUACUGCAUUGUAAAUUAUUGAAUACUUACUAUACAUACUCUUCAUGUUAUAUAAUUAUUAGUAAAUUUUUGUUCAA
Nilaparvata lugens (brown planthopper) is the source of this 5316-nucleotide messenger RNA. RefSeq names its product G-protein coupled receptor Mth2. The record is from RefSeq and is a predicted model, not a curated record. Gene Ontology annotation, biological process: G protein-coupled receptor signaling pathway; cell surface receptor signaling pathway. Gene Ontology annotation, cellular component: membrane. Gene Ontology annotation, molecular function: G protein-coupled receptor activity. The coding region runs from base 49 to 3471 and encodes 1140 amino acids. The transcript has 5 exons. Lineage: Eukaryota; Metazoa; Arthropoda; Insecta; Hemiptera; Delphacidae.